AAACCCCCUUCGUUUGCUCAUGGAAAAAACACAGCGCUCAACAUUUCUCGGAAGCCCUUGAGUGUCUGAAGUAUUAGCAUUUACCAAUACACACACACACAGAGAGGAGCCGCCACACUCGGCCUACAGGCUGCUAGUGAGCCCGAGCUGUUUGAAAAAAAUACACCUAGUAGGUGACCGUGUUUGUGUUUUAUAAAGGUAAAUUUAUUUAACUACAUUAGCCCGUUAGCAAAGAGACUUCCUCUUGUGUCUAUGAGGAGUAGAUGCUUCGCUAGCUGUCUAAACUGGAUUAUAACGCGAAUUAUAACGCGUUUACAAGUUUGACAGCUUGGAAGCUGAUUAUGGUAAUUGAUACCAACUGGUGAAAAGCAUGGAGCUGUACUGGUACAUAGUCGUCAUAAUAUUUAUUAUGAUUAAGAUCUUCUUCUACAUCUGCUGGUAUCGCUCAAGGCAAAGACAACUCGCUGCGUACCUCAGCAAUCCCCGAAACGCUCAGAUCGUCAUUGUGGGAGGACGUGCGUACCUGCACCAGGUCUGUGAGAGACAAAAUACAUCAAUCUGGCCCAGCUGGUACGGAGUUCAGGACGACGGCUCGGUCGGCGAACCCUCCGCCUCUCUUCCACCUUCAUCUUCACUGUCUCAACUGGACAUGCCUCCUCCAUAUGAGGCAGUGUCUGGAGCAAAUGACCUGAAGCCUCCACCGUACAGCGAGUACGCUCAAAACGACGAUACUGAUGCAUCCCUGAGCAUCGCCAUCCCGGACGCCAACGAUUCCAGUGCAAUUAGCGAUGCCCCACCCCCUUACACGCCCAGCAUCACCUCUGCAGCCAAUCAGCAAGUAGACAGCCACACAACCUGAGGGAAUGUCAAGUUAGACUUCUCUCAAUGUAGAAAUGCAACAAGGGCUUAGCAACCGCUUUAGCCCCUCUAGGUCUCGUUUUUCCAUCUGGACUUAUUUUCUUUUUAAGCAAACUAUACAAAGAUUUCACAUUGGCGGUGGAUCUUGCUCGUUCUCUUAUGACAUGAGAGAAUUUGUAUCGGGCACACAAUAGGCGGUAUAAAAAUGAGACUGGCCUGAUGCCAUCUUCUGGCAGAGUCGAGCACUGCUCUGCCCACGCUGGUGUACCGGUGCUUUCAGUUCACCCAUGCCUUAUGUUCAUUUCCUCCAGCAAAAUCACAGCGCACAGCCACACGGCAAACACGGUUAUUUCAAUAUUUUUUAAAUGAUUACUUUCAGUGGCAUUUAUUUGCAGCAGUGCUGAAGACUAACGCCAUGAUCACGUGUGGCUGCGUGCUUGAGGAACUGUAAAUAGGUUAGUGGGUUGAUUGAUGCCAACCACAUUCUGCUUAGACAAUGUCGUUGACACAUUUCUUUCUUUCUUUCUUUUUAAAGUCCCAAAGGGAUAGGUUAAAGGUGUAGUUCACGCAAAAAUGAUUAUUCUGUCAUUUGCUCACCAUCAUGUCAUUCCAAAGCUGUAUGACUCUACGUCAAUGGUAACCGAAACUAUUAACAUUCUUCAAAAUGUCUUCUUUUAUGUUCCACAGAAGAAAGUCAUACAGCGUACGGUGAAAUGAUGACAGAAUAAAAUGUUUUGACUGGACUAUCUCUUUAAAGUAUAGAGGUCUAGCCUCAGGUUAUUUAUAACCUCAGUUUAUGUGAUGACAAUUAAAAAAAAAAAACAUUUGCCCUCUGAAGCACUUUUAAUGUUUUGUAAUUGCCUUAAUUCCGUCUGUUAGUAAUUGUACAAUAUUCCUGAAUCAACCAGAGCCGGUGUGGAAAAUUUGGCUAAUGGUUAUGACUCGUGUAAAUGUGCGAAGUCCUACUCUGUGUUGUAUCGCUUAUCAGGUUAAAUGUAACACACUGAUGCAUUUGAGAUCACGGUGCCCUUAUUAACGAUUUCUGCUAACUGAAAUAGACCUUCCGUGUGAGUGUGUGUGUGUAAGGCAUAUGUUAACUGUGUGAUGAAUUUAAGCAGAACUUCCUUUUGAAAAUGUUUAUGUGCUUUGGUGAGCGCAUGAAGUCAUCUCUGUGCAAUUGUCAAUAUAUCAGGUUCACAUAAUGGGAUCAAUAUUUUUUUUUUUGUAUUUAAAAAAAAAAGUCCACAUGAAAGGAUGUGAUUUUAGAAUAUGUGUGUAUAGUUCUGUCCCCCUUCUCCAAUGAGCGCCCAGGCAUUCACUAUGUAAUUUCAUUUAAUCAUAAUUUGAUUUAAACUGUUAAUCCUGCAACAUGUAUUAUCUCAUUUAAACUGAAGUACUGUAUAUGCUAUUUUUGUAUUUAUGGAAAACCCCUUUGAAUCUCUUUCAAAAAAUAAAGAUCGCUGGAAUGUCA
Rhinichthys klamathensis goyatoka is the source of this 2329-nucleotide messenger RNA. RefSeq lists its product as uncharacterized. Bases 371 to 859 code for a protein of 162 amino acids. Lineage: Eukaryota; Metazoa; Chordata; Actinopteri; Cypriniformes; Leuciscidae. The record is from RefSeq and is a predicted model, not a curated record. The transcript has 5 exons.